Saccoglossus kowalevskii is the source of this 1125-nucleotide messenger RNA. RefSeq names its product galanin receptor 2a-like. NCBI's taxonomy places the organism in Eukaryota, Metazoa, Hemichordata, Enteropneusta, Harrimaniidae. The record is from RefSeq and is a predicted model, not a curated record. Gene Ontology annotation, cellular component: plasma membrane. Gene Ontology annotation, biological process: G protein-coupled receptor signaling pathway. Gene Ontology annotation, molecular function: G protein-coupled receptor activity.
AUGGAUAACGAAGGGAACGAUUAUCUCGGAGAACCUGAAGACUACAGUUAUGAUUAUAAUGCACUUAUUGCCAGAGCACGCAAACUAGACACACCACCAUCUGUAACUCUGGCUUUCGGAGUCCUCUUCACGGUUAUCAUAAUUGUUGGAAACAUCUGGGUUAUAAUAGCCGUUUUUAACCAGCCGAAACUCAGAAAGUCAGCAACGAAUUUGUUCAUUGUCUCGUUGUCCGUGUCUGAUCUCAUGGUGGCCGUCUUUUUCAUUCCGUAUCAUGUAGCUUUUUACGCAUAUAACAUUCCUAUUAGGAAUUCCGUGUUUUGUAAAGUUACGGGAUACCUUCAUUGGGCAUCUCAGUGUGGGACAACGUUUUCGUUGAUAUGCAUUGGGAUAGACAGAUAUCGUGCCAUUGUACAGCCCAUGCGACCGAGACUGACUGUACAGCACGCUGCUAUCGGGUGUACUGUUGUCUGGAUGUGCGCGUUGGGUUAUUCUUCGUUUAAACUCUCUGUCAACGACGUGAUAUUUGACAAUCAUACGACAUCUAUACAACGUGGCAACGACACGUUUUACGAGUACGAACAAGUAUACUUCUGCCACGUGGCUGAUGAGGACACCGAUCACUGGUUCCGAUUGGCAGAUCUGAUCAUAAUGUACACCCUUCCACUUCUAAUAUUGACAAUUUUAUACUCAAUCAUGGUAUUCACUUUAUGGUUCAGCAAAUCGCCGACGAAUUCCAGCAGUCGUAACAAAAAGAAAGCCGUGAAGAUGCUGAGCUUCGUCGUGCUACAGUUCGCACUAACGUGGCUCCCUAACCACACGCUGCAGUUCUAUUACACUUGGAAUACGACGUACCCAAAAAAUGAAUUCGUAUGGUCCAAUGUACCCUCUAAUUUAGCUAUUUUUAUCUUUGUCUGCAAUAGCUGGAUAAACCCUUUCCUUUAUGCAUAUUUUAAUGAAAACUUUAGAAAAGAGUUCAAGAAAAUGUUCCCAUGUUUUUACAAUUGUCGUAAUUCACGAGUUGCACCCGAAGAUACGGGAAAUGUGAGGUCUGGCCCAACUAGUCAAACCCGUACGGGUUUCGGUGUUAGAACCCAGGUUUCCAUCGUCGGCAACACAGUGUCGUGA